Grosmannia clavigera kw1407 is the source of this 2046-nucleotide messenger RNA. RefSeq names its product major facilitator superfamily transporter. Bases 1 to 2046 code for a protein of 681 amino acids. The transcript has 4 exons. Gene Ontology annotation, molecular function: transmembrane transporter activity. Gene Ontology annotation, biological process: transmembrane transport. The record is from RefSeq and is a predicted model, not a curated record. Lineage: Eukaryota; Fungi; Ascomycota; Sordariomycetes; Ophiostomatales; Ophiostomataceae.
AUGGCCAUGACCUCCUCUAAGGAACAGAAGACUAAGCCAACGCUGCCAGUCCGACAGCUAUGCAUUCUAGCCAUCGUCCGGAUCGCUGAGCCGCUGGCUCUCACAUCCGUCUUCCCCUACCUCCCCGAGAUGAUCAAGAGUUUCGGUGUGCCUCGAGAUGAGAUCGCAAAGUGGGCCGGCUUCACCAGUGCCAUCUUUUCCAUCUCCCAAAGUCUGACCGCCGUUCUCUGGGGCCGCACCUCUGACACCAUUGGCCGUAAGCCAACCCUCAUUCUGGGCAUGAUCUGCACCAUGUUCUGCUUCCUCUUCUGGGGCACCUCUACCAGCUUGGCCAUGGCCAUCACUGUCAGAGCCAUACAAGGCUGUGGAAAUGGAAAUGUCGGUAUCAUUCGCACCGUUGUUGCCGAGCUGGUCCCCGAAAAGUCCCUGCAGCCCGUCGCUUUCUCCAUCAUGCCCAUGGUCUGGAGCGUCGGCUCCGUCUUUGGCCCGGCCUUUGGAGGGUUUUUUGCUCGUCCUGCCCAGCAGUUUCCAAGCCUCUUUGGCAACAACAAGCUUUUUAUCAAGUUUCCCUUCCUGCUGCCGAACCUUAUAGCCGGUGUCUUCUUUCUAUGUUCUCUCGUGACGGCAGUUCUUUUCCUCAGAGAAACACUCGCCUCCAAGCAACAUCGACCGGACUGGGGUCUGCAGCUUGGUCAGAAGCUGGUGGGCUAUUUCAGCGGUGGGAAGAAGUCAAAGGGAAAUCUGCAUCGGGCCCGACGGGCAAUCCGGGACCGGACCUAUGCCGACGACGAAGCCAGCGCUCCGCUACUGUCAACCCCCAUAAUGGACCCUGAUGACACCGAAAUCUCCCCAGACGGCCUGACUCCGCCUACCCCUACGGCUCCAAGCAGUCGUCUGGCCAAAGGCGUCUCUACUCCCCCUGCCAACACUCGCAUAUUCAAUCACCAGACCAACAUGGCCUUGCUGAGUUACACGAUGCUGGCCAUGCAUUCCACUGCUUUUGACCAGGUCAUUCCCGUCUUCCUCAAUCAUCCGCGCCAAGUGCCGGAUGAGACCAACACCAAGCUUCCCUUUAAGUUUUCUGGCGGCUUUGAAAUGAGCUCUGGACAUAUUGGCACCAUGUUUACUAUCACCGCCCUCGUCUCGGCCUUGGCCCAGUUUAUCGUCUUCCCCCCAUUGUGCUCGCGCUUUGGUGAACUCAGGUGCUACCGCUUUGCAUGCAUCGUGCUGCCCGUUGUCUAUUUUCUCACGCCAUAUACCGUAUUAGUCCCCAAUGAACGGCUGCGCUUUCUUGCCUUCAUGUUGGUGUUUGUAGCGAAGGGCUCGCUCGGCAUAGUCACAUUUCCUUGCAUCACUAUCAUCUUGACCAACUCGGCUCCUUCGUUGGCAGUUCUCGGCACUCUGAACGGAAUUGCCACCACUGCCAGCGGCGUCGGCAGAGCUGUCGGGCCGGCCAUGGCAGGCGCCUCAUUUACAUGGGGCGUACGGCAUGGGUACAUUAUUACGGGCUGGUGGUUCUUAGCAUGCAUCGCCUCCAUCGGUGCUGUCACGCCUUUUUUCAUGACUCAAGGAGCAGGAUUUAAGCGAACUUCUGAAAAUGGAGACGAUGCAGAUAGGAGAAGUCCAGAGGAGCUUGAAGAAAAUAUCGAAGACGGCGAUGACAGCAACACCGAUGCGUACGACUAUAGCGAUGCCGAUUUUGAAGAGGAGCUGUUACCCGAAAUUGGUGAAGAUGAGGAGCAGACUGAUCUCAUCGUCGGCAACAAGAUGGCGAGGCCUGAAACGCCGACACCAUCAUUCCUACAGCGACCACAGCUUCCCCGACUACAGUCUUCUGCCGUUGCUCAGCAGGCACAGAUCCCUGAGCCUGACGAGCCGGAGAUAUACACUGCUGACGGCGCUUGUCUCGCGGACGUCGAUAUAUCUGCCCCGACCACACCGCGUACUGGCCGGUUCCGCAGCGUCAGCAACCUGUCUCGGAUAGCGGCGAAGGAUACGGCAAGAGACGAGGAUGUGCCGCUGUCGCCGGUGGUGGACCGUAAAUGA